AUGAUUGGAGUACCUCCAAGAGAUACAUUCCAUUCAUUAACUUCUCUUGAAAACCUAAAUAUCGAGAUGACUGGCAAAGAGGUAGAUGUUCAUCAACCAUGCAUCGAUCUCUCUCGUUUGCAGAACCUCAAAGAGUUAGGUUUGGAUGGAGGCUAUCGGAACUGCGACAUCGAACUUAUGGUACCAACUUUAAUCAAAAUACUUGUCCUCAUGUCCCCAUACAUUACAAUAUCAUCGAAUUGUACAAUGCCAUUGUUGGACAAGUUUUAUGUGAGGCAAUGUUUAUUGAUUCAUGGUCUACUUGGACAACUUGUAUUGCCAGCAUCAAUCACUCAUCAAACUGAAACAAACUGUCAACAUUUCUCCAGCACCUGUCUCACUUCCACUACAUUUGAAAAAACUGGUUUGGAAUGUCCCAGAACAGCCAAUUGA
Molecule: messenger RNA, 432 nt
Organism: Cavenderia fasciculata
Lineage: Eukaryota; Evosea; Eumycetozoa; Acytosteliales; Cavenderiaceae
Exons: 2
Coding region: 1-432 (143 amino acids)
Source: RefSeq, a predicted model, not a curated record